ACUACUCCCUCUCGCUUUCAUGUGGGCCCUCAACUCCGUGACCCACAAGUCGGCCAAGUUGUAAGAUUCCUGUAAGCUGUAGCCUUCUCCUCCCCCAGCAUAGGCGAUGGUCCCGUCGCCCAGUAGAACAAUUUACUACAGGGAAGAGAGAGGGAGGAAGAAAGCUAUCAACGGCGACGCGGCGGUCCAGCAGAUCCGUACUGCUCGGGGGAUCUGGGGGAAGGGAGAACCGGCGGGGGCCGCCUAUGCGUCGGUGAGGUGGGGCCCAGUCGGCGGUAGAGCAGGAAUGGCGGCGGCGGUGUUGGGGAGAGGGAGGUGGCGACCGGUGGUCGUCGCUGUGUUGAUGGUUGUUGCGGGGGUGGGCCAUGUCUUCGCCAACACGGAGGGUGAUGCUCUGUAUAACCUGCGUCAGAGUCUGAAGGAUAGCAACAAUGUAUUGCAGAGUUGGGAUCCCACUCUUGUUAAUCCUUGUACAUGGUUUCAUGUUACAUGUAACAAUGAUAACAGUGUAAUUAGAGUUGACCUUGGAAAUGCACAAUUAUCCGGUGUACUAGUGUCCCAGCUUGGGCAGCUGAAAAAUCUCCAAUAUUUGGAGCUUUACAGCAACAACAUAAGUGGGCCAAUACCUGCUGAACUGGGCAACCUAACUAGCCUGGUCAGUUUGGAUUUGUAUCUGAACAAGUUCACAGGAGUUAUUCCUGACAGCCUGGGGAAUCUUUUGAAGCUUCGAUUCCUCCGUCUUAACAACAACAGCAUGUCGGGUCAAAUUCCUAAAUCCUUGACUGAUAUCACUACUCUUCAAGUACUCGAUCUCUCAAACAACAACCUCUCAGGAGCAGUUCCAUCUACUGGCUCCUUUUCGCUCUUCACCCCUAUAAGUUUUGCGAAUAAUCCACUUCUUUGUGGUCCUGGUACCACAAAGCCCUGCCCUGGGGAUCCUCCUUUUUCCCCACCUCCUCCAUACAAUCCUCCAACACCACCAACUCAAUCAGCAGGUGCCUCUAGCACUGGAGCUAUCGCAGGUGGCGUUGCUGCUGGUGCUGCACUGGUGUUUGCUGUUCCUGCUAUUGCAUUUGCAAUGUGGCGCCGUCGUAAACCUGAAGAACAUUUCUUCGAUGUGCCUGCCGAGGAAGAUCCAGAAGUUCAUCUUGGUCAGCUUAAGAAGUUCUCAUUGCGAGAGCUUCAAGUUGCAUCUGACAACUUUAAUAAUAAGAACAUUUUAGGAAGAGGUGGUUUUGGAAAAGUGUACAAGGGGAGGCUUGCAGAUGGUACAUUGGUAGCGGUGAAAAGACUAAAAGAGGAACGUACCCCUGGUGGCGAGCUUCAGUUCCAAACAGAAGUUGAGAUGAUUAGCAUGGCAGUGCAUAGGAACCUUCUCCGACUUCGUGGUUUUUGCAUGACACCUACUGAACGAUUACUAGUCUAUCCAUACAUGGCCAAUGGCAGUGUUGCAUCACGUUUGCGAGAGCGUCAGCCAUCUGAACCACCCCUUGAUUGGGAUACCAGAAGACGAAUUGCACUUGGAUCUGCAAGGGGACUCUCUUACUUGCACGAUCACUGUGAUCCCAAGAUCAUCCACCGUGAUGUCAAAGCUGCAAAUAUUCUUUUGGACGAGGAUUUCGAGGCAGUUGUGGGUGAUUUUGGGCUUGCCAAACUUAUGGAUUACAAGGAUACUCAUGUAACUACUGCUGUUCGUGGAACAAUUGGACACAUUGCUCCUGAGUACCUAUCCACUGGAAAGUCCUCUGAGAAGACUGAUGUUUUCGGCUACGGAAUCACACUUCUGGAGCUUAUUACUGGGCAGAGGGCAUUUGAUCUUGCUCGCCUUGCAAAUGAUGAUGAUGUUAUGCUUCUUGACUGGUUGCUAUGAGUGAAGCAAGGGGUUGGGCGUAUGAGAACCUCUACCAGCGUUUAAACAUGAAGGAAGGCGAAAGGGACAUCUAUAAGAUGGCCAAGAUCUGAGAGAGGAAGACGAGGGAUGUCAACCAAGUCAAAUGCAUCAAGGACGGAGCAGAUCGCCUUCUGGUGAAGGACAGGAUGAGGAGAUCAAGCAUUGAUGGUGAGAGUACUUUGACAAGUUGUUCAAUAGAGAAAAUGAGAGCUCUACCAUUGAGCUGGACGACUCCUUUGAUGAUACAACAUAGGUUGUGUGCAACGAAUCUAGGAGUCUGUGGUCAGGGAGCUUUAAAAAGAUGAAAUGCGGCAAGGCAAUGGGCCCUAAUUGUAUCCCCAUUGAGGUGUGGAGAGCCUCAUAGACAGCGAUGGUAUGGCUAACUAAGCUUUUCAACAUCAUGUUUCGGGCAAACAAGAUGCCGGAAGAAUGGAGACAGAGUAUAUUAGUACCAAUCUUCAAGAACAAGCAGGAUGUUCGAAGUUGUACUAAUUAUCGUGGAAUUAAGCUGAUGAGCCAUACAAUGAAGCUAUGUGAGAGUCAUUGAGCACCACUUGAGAAGAAUGACGAGCGUGACCAAAAAUCAGUUUGGUUUCAUGCCUGGGAGGUUGACCAUGGAAGCCAUUUUCUUGGUAUGGCAACUUAUGAAGAGAUACAUGGAGCAAAAGAAAGGCUUGCAUACGAUAAGAUACCGCGGAAUGUCACGUGGUGGGCCUUGGAGAAACAUAAAGUCUAAACAAAGUACAUUGCCCUCAUCAAGGACAUGUACGAUAAUGUUGUGACAAGUGAUGGAGACACUGAAAACUUUUUGGUUAAAAUAGGACUGCACCAAGGGUUAGCUUUGAGCCCUUAUCUUUUGCUUUUGUGAUGGAUGAGGUCACAAGGAGAUAUCCCAUGGUGUAUGCUUUUCGUGGAUGAUGUGGUGCUAGCGGCGAUAGUCAGACUUUGGAAUCAAAAGGUUUUUGGCUUGGUAGAAUUAAAACUGAGUACAUGAGGUGUGGUUUUAGUACUAGUGGGCACGAGGAGGAGGUUGGCCUUGGUGGGCAGGUGGUAUACUAGAAGGACACCUUUCGAUAUUUGGGGUCAAUGCUGCAGAAGGAUGGUGAUAGCGAUGAAGAUGUGAGCCAUCGAAUCAAAGCUGGAUGGAUGAAGUGGCACCAAGCUUCUGGCGUUCUCUGUGACAAGAGAGUGCCACAAAAGCUAAAAGGCAGGUUCUAAGGACGGCGAUUUGACCUGUGAUGUUGUAUGGCGAUGAAUGUUGGCCAACUAAAAGGCAACAUGUCCAACAGUUCGGUGUAGUAGACAUCGUCUGAGAUGGUUUGGGCAUAUACAACGCAUGCCACGUUUAUUCAGGUUCUAUAGGAAGCGUCAGUGCAUGGCAGACGUUUAAAGCAUGCUGAUGAUGUCAAGAGAGGUCGGCUGACCAAACUUAACAUGAGAGGAGUCUGCUAAGAGAGAUCUGAAGGAAUGGAAUGUCACCAAAGAACUAGCCAUGGACAGGGGUGCGUGGAAGUUAGCUAUGCACGUGCGAGAACCAUGAGUUGGUUUUGAGAUCUUAUGGGUUUCAACUCUAGCCUACCCCAAUUUGUUUGGGACAAAAAGGCUUUGUUGUUGUUGUUGUACUGUACUUGCUGAAAUAGUUUGACGGGAAGACAAUUAUUUCAUUAUGAUCAAAAUUAAUGAAAUUCUGAUGAAAGUACAAAGUGAAAACCAUGCUCAAGAGUGAGCGUAAAUAAUUAUCAUCACCACAUCUAAUGUUUUUCUCAUGAUCAUGCUGUUUUGGAAUUUAAGAUUUCUUAUAAAUGAUUGUCACCAAGCCCAUGUAAUAAUGGGCUGUCCUUAGCCCCAUUAACUUGUUAUAUAGAGGGUAUACAUUGGUGAGUGACAGGCUGGCAGUUCAUCCUUCCAGGACAGAAUGUGCUAAUAUGCUGUCACUAGAGACAACCAGUUGUAUCAUAUGUGGGAUGCAUUAUACUCUGUUAUCAGUAACAAGUGGGCAAAUGAUUAAUUCAACUGCCAAUUCUACAGGUGAAAGGAUUGUUGAAGGA
This is a messenger RNA of Triticum urartu, 3939 nucleotides long. RefSeq names its product LRR receptor kinase SERK2. Gene Ontology annotation, biological process: protein phosphorylation. Gene Ontology annotation, molecular function: ATP binding; protein kinase activity; protein binding. The record is from RefSeq and is a predicted model, not a curated record. Lineage: Eukaryota; Viridiplantae; Streptophyta; Magnoliopsida; Poales; Poaceae.